AUGGCCGCCCCCUACUUCGAUGACUACUCUGUUGGCCAAUGCGACAUGGGUUUCAACUUUAGCCCCACCGUGUACAGCGGUCAUACCGUCGAUCAGGGGUCCGCAUUCCAGCAUGGACCUGGUAACGAGGUUGACUUUUGCUACAUUGGCAACCGAAUGCUUUUCGGCCAGCCACCUCAACUAUAUGGGUCAUUCAUGCCCUCUAUUGCCAGUACGGUCCCGAGCUCUCCUUCGUGGGGCUGUGUGGACUACAUGGCCACUCAAUAUGGGUUGUCCGAAUCCCCUAGCCGCGAGUUACAUUCUUCUUCCGAUACGUCCGAUGUCGGGUCGUAUAACUCGGAGGAGGCCGCUGCUACAGAACACAAACAACAUCCUGCAAGUGAAGUCUCAACUCAACCUUCAUCAUUGAAGGAUGUUUCCCCGCUAGGCUACUUCCACCGUUAUCCGUGCCCGUAUCCAGGCUGCCGCAAGAGUUUUAAGCGAAAGGAGCACGCCAAACGUCACAAUAUUUCAAAGCACUUGGGUAAAAGAAUACGCUUGACUUGCGAGUUUUGUGGCAAAGACACCUUUACCCGCGCUGACAACUUGAACGCGCAUCGCAAGCUGCAUGCACGUCGUCGCCCUGCAAUCGCUAGUGGCGUUCAUUAUGUUCCUCAUGCCGAAACAAUCAUGAAGGCUCAAAGGAAGAAAUCUGACGGCGAAAUAGAAUUUGUCUUAUGCAAUGCUUAA
Messenger RNA from Fusarium subglutinans, 729 nucleotides. RefSeq names its product zinc finger odd-paired-like (opl). The transcript is spliced from 2 exons. NCBI's taxonomy places the organism in Eukaryota, Fungi, Ascomycota, Sordariomycetes, Hypocreales, Nectriaceae. Bases 1 to 729 code for a protein of 242 amino acids. The record is from RefSeq and is a predicted model, not a curated record.